Aspergillus sclerotioniger CBS 115572 is the source of this 1164-nucleotide messenger RNA. RefSeq names its product class I SAM-dependent methyltransferase. The record is from RefSeq and is a predicted model, not a curated record. NCBI's taxonomy places the organism in Eukaryota, Fungi, Ascomycota, Eurotiomycetes, Eurotiales, Aspergillaceae. Gene Ontology annotation, molecular function: sterol 24-C-methyltransferase activity. Gene Ontology annotation, biological process: ergosterol biosynthetic process. Gene Ontology annotation, cellular component: endoplasmic reticulum. Bases 1 to 1164 code for a protein of 387 amino acids. The transcript has a single exon.
AUGGAAACUCAAACAAACGUCUUGGCGUCGCGCCAGUCCGGGCGGAGCUCCGAGAGUAGCUCUCUGGACGUCGUUGAGAAGCAGAAGCUUGCCAACAAGGAGUUUCCUUCAACCCUUCCGGACUUGGACAAAUCGGCAUCGCCAAAGCGAUGGAAGACCUUCUGGAAGGCAUUCCGGUAUUUGCGCAAUCUGACGCCCAAGCAGGUCGAUGACUUCAUGGCAUCCUACGUCAUCUACAACCUGGAUUGGUCGGACGAGAAACAAAUGGUUGAGACGCUGGGACCGGACUAUCAGGCGAAGGUGGGCGACUGCCUCAAGGCGUACUAUGGUGUUCUCAACCACCUGUGCGCGCUGGGGGAUGUGGAGAAGAUGUACAUCCCCCCGUUCAUGAGCAAGAAGGCGACCGUGCUGGAGAAUCAGUUGUUGUACGAGGAAUCGAUUGCGCAGGACAUCGGCCUCACCGCCGGCGAUCACGUGUUGGAUCUCGGUUGCGGUCGCGGAAGAGUCGCCGCGCACAUGACGCAAUACACCGGCGCACAUGUCACGGGACUCAACAUCGACCCCAACCAGAUCGCCCAGGCCCGUUCCUACAACGAGAAGCUCGGCUUCUCCAACAACUCCUUUGUCGUCCAAGAUUUCAACACCCUGCCUCUGCCCUUCGAAGAUGCCAGCUUUGACGCCUUCUACCAGAUCCAGGCCCUUAGUCUGUGCAAGGAUCUCCCCACUCUUUUCCGAGAAAUCUACCGCGUCGUUAAGCCCGGUGCCAAGAUAUCCCUCCUUGAUUGGGCUAGCCUGCCCGACUACGAUCCGAGCAACCCCGAGCACGCCGAGCUCAUGAGUCGCGUCAAGCCUCUCAUCGGUGCCGUGGGCACCCCCACCCCCGAGAGCCUCGAGAAGGCCCUGACCGAGGCCGGCUUUACCGUGGUCCGCUCGGAUAACGCCAGUGUCGGAGGCUUGCAAGCGCCUUUAAUCGACAAGGUCGACUUUUACUUCCGCUCCAUGCGCCAGGUCAUUCUGGGGCUCGUCAAGACCCACGUGUUGCCCCGCCACUUCAAGACCCUGAUCAACCGCCUAUGUCUCGACGGCGAGGCCUUUAUUAAGAUGGACACCAUGCGACUUGUGACGACGAGUUACCGCAUUAUCGCUCAGAAGCCCCUUCAAUAA